This is a messenger RNA of Anolis sagrei ordinatus, 4588 nucleotides long. The record is from RefSeq and is a predicted model, not a curated record. NCBI's taxonomy places the organism in Eukaryota, Metazoa, Chordata, Lepidosauria, Squamata, Anolidae.
GCGCGGGCGGAUCCCCCGGGGCAAGCGAGGGCGGCGGCCGCCAGGAGGAGCCCGGGAAGGGCAGGGAGGGGACGGCACGCAGCCGGCGGACAGUGAUCUAGCAUUAGUGGUUUGUGGUAAGCAGAGAAGUGAUGGCUGCUUUUAAGUUGGAAUUCCUCCCAGAAAUGAUGGUGGAUCAUUGCUCCUUGAAUGCCAGCCCUAUCUCAAAGAAAAUGAAUGGCACACUGGAUCAUCCUGACCAACCAGACAUAGAUGCCAUCAAGAUGUUUGUGGGCCAGGUCCCACGGAGUUGGUCUGAAAAAGACCUGCGAGAACUAUUUGAACAGUAUGGUGCUGUCUAUGAAAUUAAUGUCCUGCGGGACAGGAGCCAAAACCCUCCUCAGAGCAAAGGGUGCUGUUUUGUUACAUUUUAUACCCGUAAAGCUGCACUAGAAGCACAGAAUGCUCUUCAUAACAUGAAGAUCCUCCCAGGGAUGCACCAUCCCAUUCAAAUGAAGCCAGCUGACAGUGAAAAGAAUAAUGCAGUGGAAGAUAGAAAGUUAUUCAUUGGAAUGAUCUCAAAGAAGUGCAAUGAAAACGAUAUCAGAGUGAUGUUUUCCUCCUUUGGGCAGAUAGAAGAAUGCAGAAUUCUGCGGGGUCCAGAUGGCCUAAGUCGAGGUUGUGCUUUUGUGACUUUUACAACAAGAGCUAUGGCACAAACUGCAAUCAAAGCAAUGCAUCAAGCACAGACCAUGGAGGGGUGCUCUUCUCCCAUCGUAGUGAAGUUUGCAGAUACCCAAAAGGAUAAAGAGCAGAAACGAAUUGCACAGCAGCUCCAGCAGCAGAUGCAACAAAUCAGUGCUGCCUCUGUUUGGGGAAACCUGGCUGGACUUAAUACACUUGGACCCCAGUAUUUAGCACUUUAUUUACAGCUCCUUCAGCAAACAGCAGCAGCAUCCUCUGGGAAUCUGAACACACUGGGCAGCCUUCACCCAAUGGGAGGGUUGAACGCAAUGCAGUUGCAGAGUCUAGCUGCAUUAGCAGCUGCAGCCAGUGCAGCUCAGAACACACCAAGUGGUACUACUGCACUCAAUUCUUCCAACAGUCCUCUAAGUGUGCUCACCAGCUCAGCAGGUUCAUCACCAAGUUCCAGUAGCAGUUCUUCAGUUAACCCAAUGGCUUCUCUUGGAGCACUACAGACUCUGGCUGGGGCUACUGCAGGCCUCAAUGUUGGCUCUUUAGCAGGAAUGGCAGCCUUGAAUGGUGGUUUAGGCAGUGGUGGCCUUUCAAAUGGCACAGGAAGCACAAUGGAGGCCCUGACUCAGGCCUAUUCUGGAAUCCAACAGUAUGCGGCUGCUGCAUUGCCCACACUUUACAACCAGAGUUUAUUAACACAGCAGAGUAUUGGUGCAGCAGGAAGUCAAAAGGAAGGUCCAGAGGGAGCCAAUCUAUUCAUCUAUCACCUCCCCCAAGAAUUUGGGGACCAAGACUUGCUGCAGAUGUUUAUGCCUUUUGGGAAUGUCGUCUCUGCCAAGGUUUUCAUUGACAAGCAGACCAAUUUGAGCAAAUGUUUUGGUUUUGUAAGUUAUGACAAUCCAGUUUCUGCACAGGCUGCCAUCCAGUCAAUGAAUGGAUUUCAGAUUGGCAUGAAACGACUGAAAGUACAGCUCAAGCGCUCUAAGAAUGACAGCAAGCCAUACUGAGCGCCCCUCCCCUCUGGAACUGGAGUGAGAAGGAUCUUCUGAUUCCUGCCGUUUGUUCAUCGUUGUGCCUAAAGCAUGUCGAUGUGGCGUUCAAGUACAUCGUCCAAAUCCUUGUCUCUUCAGCUUCUCUGAUGCUUGAACUCUCACCUUUUGACCUUGUGUUGACUUUUGAUGCUGAUGUGUAUUUUUAUUAUGUUUGUUUCUUCUUUCUUUUUUUCCUUUUUUUGUGCUGCCAAAUUGGUUUUGCUAGAAAGACUGCUGAAGGGGAAUAUUUAAACUUGCAUUUGAAUAUAAAAGAAUUCUAUUUUUCUAGAACUUCGUAAGAUAACCACUUGAUUUUGUGAUUCUGAUUCUUUGUAAUUGUCUUCAGAGCAGCCUUGCUAGCAUACCUUGUGGAGUAUUUGUAUUUCUGUAACAUACAGCCAAUCACUUUCUAGGCUUAGUUUUUUCUGUGUGCUUAGUUUUAAAACAAAAAUCUUUGAAGGAAAAAGUCAAAUGAUGCAACUAAAAACUUUCAGGAGGUGUCCGGUCACAUUUUGCUGAAUCUACAUUUUGUGCUUGGGGAGAUAGCAUGUAUUCUUUGACUUGAGUAGCCUCAGCAGAAAACACUUGAACUACACUUUCUCCUGAUUGUAGCUGCAUUUUUGCCCUGGCACUUACUACUUUUUUCCUUCUUGUGUGAUUAUCAGCCUUUGUCUGCAGUGAAAGUUUAAUCAAAGUUGAUGUUGUAUUUUGUUAAACCCUAGCAUGCUUAGUUUUUUGUAACUACAAUCUCCUCAGCAAAAUGUGAGAUUUUGUUUGUUUUUUCCUUUAAAAACUCAAGUAAUGCUCUUGUAAACGUUUUGCAUGUUUCCUGCUGUGUUCUUCACAAUCUUGUAUAUACACACACACACUCUUCACCUCUGUUUUCUAUAGUUUGUGCAAAAACUGAGCAAUUUAAUAAGUUUCAAAGCUAACUUUUUUUGAAUGCCAGACUUGUGGUCAUGUAUCAUGUUAGGACAUCUCCUGUGCAUUUGGACUGCUCUACAUAGUAUCUGCACCUUGUUCUACCAUCACAGCUAUGGAAAGAUCUCAGGGGGUUUGAUUGCACUGUUCUGGUGAUGGCAGCAGGGAUAGUCGAUAGAAGUUCAACAGAAAGUUGUGGGAUGUUUGCUGUAAUACUGCUUCUGAGAUCCAUUGGAGCUCAAGCUCUUUUGGAGUAGCCUUAAUUUGUACCUCUUAUAUAAUAUCUGGAUUGCUUUGUGAGUUUUAACACCACUAGAACUCAGUGACGCAAGCUGAAUUGCUCUCCACUCCCGAACACUUGAAGUAGUAUGUUCUGCAUUUCCUAUAGAAGGAAUCUGUAAGCCUAGGCUCAGAACUGCUGACUCUUUCUCCAAGCGAUAAGCACAAUAUAACAGCCUACUAGCUGUUGCCUAAACAGGGUACCAACCCCGGCUCCUUUUCUCAGGGGCCUUAGCUGGGGGAUCUCCUUUAUGGAGAUUUUUUUAAAGUUUUUGUUCUUAAAUUGGGCAAGGAGUCAUGCAGUUUUUUUUUCUUUCUUUUUCUUUUUGGUCUGAUGAAGAAAUAUAACAGAUUGUCCUUCUCUGGGAAAUGUGCCUCAGCCUUGCUACACAUACAAUCUAUUAUAGAACCUGAGACUUAAUACUGAGUUUCAUAAUUCUUGUAAGGAAGUCCUGUGGUAGGUGCUUUCUCACAAGGAGCAAAGGGAUGGGGAAGCCAUGAAGAAACUAAGAGGAAGAAGAUGUGUGAAGCAAAGCUUUUGCAGAUAGGGGUUUGUAGGAGGCCUAUCCAAGCCACAUGGAGUGUUACCUUGCCUCAUUGUUAGGGUCAAAAAUUCCCCACCCCCUUGUUGGGCAGAGUAGCACUUCUCCAUGCUUCUUAGAUAAAUACGCAUAGAUAGAUUUUCCCCUCAAUCUUAUGAUCUUGAGGGCAGAUGUUUUAUUGAGAAGGAUGUGGCUGCGUUAUCUGGGGUACAGCUGUGAGAUGGUGGCUCUUAGGCUCACAGUCACAAUGCACAGAGAUGUCUGAUAGCAGGGGAGUUGAAAACCUGCAUUGUAUAGAUUAAUUUUGCCAAUACAUUUCUUUACAAUGCUCAUACAGUUUCAUGAGGAACUCUGGAGAAUCCUGUGGAAUAAAAAUCUCUGGAGAAAACCAAAAUGCCAAACAUUGGAUGUUACUUUUCUUCUUUCCUUUCCUUCUUAGGUUGUUUUAAUUAUUCUGUGGUGGUUUUAAUGGAUUUGAGACAGUAAAGCAGCAGCUGCCUUUUAUUUCUGGCUGCUUUUUGUGAAUAAUUUAAAAAAAAGAAAAUUUACAUUUUGGAAACAAACCUGUGGGCUUUUUUAUUGGUACAAACAUUGUAUUUAACACUAGGGGUUUUGUACAGUUUUUUGCCUUUUCUACUAGAAAACAAUGUAAAGUGAUUCACAGAUGUGACAAGAAAACAAAUUGCCACUAUGACCAAAUGUAGAGUCUGUUCUGCAGUAACAGGAUUUAAUCAACUCAGAGUCGUGAUUCUGUUGUAGCAAUGCUUUUCUUUACCUUGUUUGAGCUGUUCUUUUUUCUUGUUUGAUUUGCAAAACGAAAUGUCCUUUUUGUGUGAAAUUGUGUUGUAUUCUGUAGAAAAUUAUGGAUUUUACUUUAAUGGUUUAAAAAUGGAAGCACAUGUUGCUUUUUUGAUCACGGAGUUUGUGUAGUGCAUUUAAAAAUGAAAGUUAUGUUACAAGUUUGGAACGAGCGAGUAUGUAUUAAGGAAUUUUCUUCCUUUUGUGUGUGGUUUCUUUUUGUCCCACUGGGGAACUUAAAGCUGUUUUAAUUGCACAGACACACAGAUAAGAAGUCAUUUUGUAUAUGCCAAGUGUGGUACCUCCCUUUGUUUAUUUGCUAUUAAACUGUUUGAGAAGAAA